UGGUGCAGAUUAUUUUUUGCGUACUACAUUUUUAUUAUGCUUCUUUUGUAACACAAAUACCAUAUUAUAUUUUUGGCAUUGAAAUAGUUGCAGCGAUAGCAUGUAUUCUGGAUAUGAUUUUGCAGUGUCAUUCUUAUAAAAAGUCUCAGGAAAAAUCAGACAGCACAUCAACAAUUUUAGAUGCAAAAUUAAGCAAUUGGAAGUUUUAUUUCGACAUAUUGUCCCUACUACCCAUGGAAAUUUGGGCACAUACUUUCGAAAAUAUUGCAGCGUCAAACAGAUUUUAUGGUUUGUUGAAAGUUAAUCGCUUACUGAGAUUAUAUAGAGUAACUCAUGUGGUCUACAUUAUGAUGGGCCCAAAUUAUCCAAAGCUGGUAUAUCGAAUCUCAGUUACUUCAUUGUUGAUGAUUUUGGCAAUAUUCUUUGUAAGCUGUGCAUUGUAUGUCACCUCAUGCUUUUAUAUUUUAUGUGAAGACACUGGAUGGUAUUUCUUGUCAUCAAAAGAGACCUACCCAGAUAAUCAAAACCCUAAACAUGCACUUUCAAACUCGGUUUAUUUUACAGUGAGUUCUGCGUUUCAUACUGGCGUCGGGGAUUUUUUACCCAAAAACUCAACAGACUUUUUGUUAGUGGCAGCAAUUUUGGUGAUAUUUUUAGUUUUGAAAACUUAUUUAUCAGGACAAUUUAUAUCUCUUAUAUUUUUAUAUGAAUUAUGUAGCGGUUCGUUAAAUACAAGAUACUAUUUAAAAAGUUUUUUAGAGUUUUAUCGUAUCUCAAAACCGUUCAAAAGGAAGAUUAUUAAUUAUUUGAAGAUAAAUCCCAAUUUUUUGCAAGAAACCAGCUCACUGUUCAUUCGCAAACAUGCUCCUGCCAACGUAGAUACCUUGAUACACAUAUCGGGAACAAGGAAUAUAGACGAAGGACCAUUAUUUAAAGACGUAGAUAGCUAUUUUCUUGCUCUGAUAGAAAAAGAUGCCAAGAUGUGGUUAUUACCAAAAAACGAAACUCUAUACAUCCGAGGUGAUCCUACUAGAAUCAUGUACAUAAUAAGUGAAGGUUUCUGUAAACUAUACAACUCAGAGAACAAUCCGGAAAAAUCCGUUGGUCCAGGAUCAUAUUUAGGUUACUUAGAGGCCCUCUACUGCAUUCCUAAGAAAUACACAGUUAUGUCUACUACAGACUGCAGAUUGAUUUGCUUAGAAUAUCCCGUAAUGGAGAAAAUUUUUAAAUUGUUUCCCAAAGAACUGGAUUUUCUGGAGAGAACAAAAUAUCGCGAGGAGCUCGUGGAGGAAAUUCGAAAAUUUGAAGGGGUUGAAAGUGAAUUGCCAUUUAUUAGCCAAGUUAUAACACAGGACGAAGAAGCCUUUGUUAACAUAAACAAACUAGACUAUUUCAAACUCUACAAGACUAAACUGGGGCCUCUCUGGUUUAUCAGUUUCCUCUUUUUGCCAGCUGCAAUACACCCGGAAGGACUAUUUAUAAGAGUAUGGUGCGUCUUAAGAGCUUUCUUAAUCACGAUCCAAGGAAUAGUGUUAAUAUUAUUAAUCAUGCUGCCCCCGUUUGCUAGCGAGAUGAGCUGGCUUGAUUUCACUUGUCAGCUGUCGUUGUACCUGGAUAUGUAUUUAGGUCUUCACAUCGGAUAUUAUGAUGGUAAAGGAAUGUUGAGAGUACAUCCUGUAUAUACAGCAUGGCACUAUUUCACUCAUGGAUUUUUACUCGACUUUAUCGCAGCAAUUUCGUGGUCGUUUUUCAUGUUUCACGCUGGAGAUGAAGACGUUGACAAAAUAUUUUUCCAUUCCACCCACUGCUUCUGGAAUCUACUGAAACUUGUCCAGUUUAUCAAAGUAUACAAAUGUCUUUCCUAUUUUCAAAACCGCACCUUUGAGUCGUUUGUAUCUAUAAGGAUUUUGAAGAGUCUUUUGUUUAUUAUUAUUGUUGCAAACAUUUUGACUAGUCUUGCGGUUAACUGUUUUUGCCAAUUUGCUACAGUAAGUAAUUUUACCAAAAAUUUGUCAGUUAAUGAUGAGACUGGAAGCAGAAUUAAUGUGAUACGUUGUAAAGAUGAAUUUUUUCAAGACACUUGGAUGCCAAAAUUUCCAGAUAUGAAUGAAAUCUAUACGGCAGGUAUGUAUGCCACCUUAAGCUUACUAACCAAUACUGGUAUUGGUGACAUCACCGCAACAACAACUGCUACAAAAAUUGCAACAGUAUUAAUAAUUAUACUGGGAUAUUUUAUUUUUGCGUUGCUGACUGUGACAGUAUGUUCAAUAAUGCUGGCUGAAGCUGAAGAAUCAUUCGAAUUUCGACAAAAUUCACUUGAGAUGUUAAAAUUCUUAAAGAGGAACCAAAUACCUCUUACACUGAGAAAACAGAUCAUGACCCAUCUUGAGCUAGUAUGGACACGUUCUCAAGGCUUCAACAUUAAGUCGCAAGAACUUCUUUCUUCGGGCAGUUACUUUAAUGCCGAAUUCUUGAUGCACAGAAACGAAGUGCUUCUGAAAACAAUUCCUUUAUUCCCUAAUCUAAAUGAGAAUUACUUAAACAUUUUGCUCAGCCAGAUGAAAAUUUUGUAUUUCCAAAAAGAAGACUCCAUCAUCAGAUAUAAAGACGUAAUUUCCGACAUAUACAUCGUAGCUUCUGGCCAAGUAGAUAUAUGUUACAAAAACGGAGAAAGCCUGCUUACUCUAGGCCCCGCUGGAGUAUUUGGCAACAUUGGAAAACAUUCCAAUAGUUCCAGUACAGUCUGUGUGAAAGCUCGAAAAAACGUAGAGAUAUGGGCUCUAGAUACAGAAACCUUUUCCAAUACCGUUAGUUGUUAUCCUAUUGUAUUGAAAGACCUGGAAGGAUAUUUUAAGGACCCUCCUAAUUAUUUGGUUGCUAAAAGUGCUAGCCAGUUUGAUUUUUUUGAUUCUUCAAAAGAAUUGGAUGAUCUAGAGUCAGACACUGAAUCAACGAUAAAAACUGAGGAUACAACAAUCACAGAUAAAUGUGCUGCAGAUUUCUUUCGGCCAGACAAAUGGUUCAAAUUUUCGCUUGAUCCCUACCACAUUUUGUUUAAGGUAGUAGAUAUAUUAACAUUGUUAGCAAGUUUACUGAACAUUUACUUCAUACCCUACGUAUUUGUCACUCAAGACAGUUCCACAUUUGGAUUCCUUCCCCUAUGCUUAGAGCCGAUAUUUUACUUGAGGGUACUCAUCAAGUUACAUAAAGCGUAUGUGAAUACCUACGGAAGCACCAUCAAUGUAAAUUCAAUAAUAUGGAAGAAAUAUCUGAACAAUCCUGGAGAAAUAUUUUGGGAUCUGGUACCUAACUUGCCUCUAGGCUUGUUAUGCUUCAUUUUUCAUAGAGAAGAAUGGUUUUUCUUCUAUAGCUGUUUUAGGAUAUUGCACAUUUUACGGUUUUAUUAUGUUGUUAAAUAUUUUGAUCAGAAGUUGAAAAAAUUGCACCCAAAUGCGUGGUACUACCUAGCUAGACUACUUAUUUGCUACGGUUCCUUGAUUCAUAUUUUAAGCUGCAUAUGGUUCAUGCUGGCUUGUCCUUUUUUGAAAUGUUCCUCCGAUUCAUGGCUAAAGCAUUAUGGCAAUGCCAUUUUACAUAGCAGCACAUCUUAUAAGCUUCUGUUGUCUUACUACUGCGUUUUGAAUAAUUUAACCAUAACAGGAAUUGGUGAUAAGUAUCCGGUAACUUAUUCGGAAGUUAUUUUCACCAUAAUCACAAUGCUUCUAGGAAAAAUUGCUGUUGCAAUGAUUAUAGGAACAAUAUUAAAAAUUAUAUACCUAUCAGAAAAGCAUAUCAUAGAUUUUAAUAUGAAGUAUAUAUCGCUGAAGAGUCAUCUCCAGUCUAAGGGAAUCUCAGAUUACCCCCUAACGAAAGCUGAUCAGUAUUUGAAAAAUUGGUGGAUGUAUUCAGAUACAUUACUAAAGUCUAAGCUAUUAACAAAUAUGCCAUACUCUAUUCAACAAGAUCUAACCAGUGCCCUAUAUGAGACGCAAAUACGAAAAACAUACAUAUUUAAGGACAUUGACCAAAAUCUCUUACGUCAAAUAUGCACCAAAUUACAGAAAACCCUGUAUUUCAAAAAUGACUAUAUCGUAAAAUCAGGCGAAGUAAAUUCAACGAUGUACUUCAUAGAAAAAGGUACCAUUUGCGUUCUGACAAAACAGGUCGAUCACUUGGAAACAACACACGCCGUUCUUCACCCCAGAGAUGUUUUUGGAGUGUCUCAAGGAUUGAACCUUGAAGAGUAUCAUCAUUUUUGCUACAGAGUCAGUAGCUUAGUGGUUGAGUUGCUGGAAUUGAAGUUCGAUGAUUGGGAGUAUUUGCUUGAAUUUUUCCCAAGAGAUAAAAAGCAGAUUUUUGGCAAGCAUACUAAGGAAUAUUACUAAGUGUAAUUACUCAUUUAAUUAGUUAAAAAAUAUUUACAUUCCAUUAAACUAGUUUUCUUUCUUAAUAUAUUUAUUGUAAAUAACCUUCUAUAAAGACACUCUAAUAAAACUCUACUAAUUCGAU
This is a messenger RNA of Diabrotica virgifera virgifera (western corn rootworm), 4509 nucleotides long. RefSeq lists its product as uncharacterized. Bases 114 to 4385 code for a protein of 1423 amino acids. NCBI's taxonomy places the organism in Eukaryota, Metazoa, Arthropoda, Insecta, Coleoptera, Chrysomelidae. Gene Ontology annotation, molecular function: protein-containing complex binding. The record is from RefSeq and is a predicted model, not a curated record. The transcript is spliced from 19 exons.